This is a messenger RNA of Pediculus humanus corporis (human body louse), 1542 nucleotides long. RefSeq names its product Rabenosyn-5, putative. Lineage: Eukaryota; Metazoa; Arthropoda; Insecta; Psocodea; Pediculidae. Gene Ontology annotation, molecular function: metal ion binding. The record is from RefSeq and is a predicted model, not a curated record. The transcript has 8 exons. Bases 1 to 1542 code for a protein of 513 amino acids.
AUGGAAGAAAUGAAAGAUUCACUCGAGGGUUUUUUAUGCCCUGUUUGCAGAACUAAUUUUAAAACCGAUAGACAGUUAUUAGCUCAUUAUCAAGAUAAACAUUCUGAUGAUUUAUUAAAAUCAGUUAAAGAUAUUUAUGAAAAAGCGAAAAAAAAAAUAUUAUCAAAGGACUUGAUUAAUCCGAGUGGCGACGAAGAAGACAAUAUUGGUAAAAAAAUUCCAGGAUAUGGUAGAAGUGAAGUUAAUGAUGAAAUAGGAGCAUUUAAAAAUCACACUGAUUAUUAUAAGAAUGUUAGAACAAACAAAAUGGAACAUUAUGCAGCACAAACGAAUAAUUUAAUUAUAAGACUUGAAAAACUACUCGUGAAUUUGCCUUCGGAUCCUGUUAAAAGAAAAGUUCAUGAACAAGAUAUUGUUCCUUGGCUCAAUGAAAAAGAUGUCAAACUAUGUCCUGGCUGUGCUAAAUCAUUUACUCUUUUGAGAAGAAAACAUCAUUGCAGACUUUGCGGUUCCGUUAUGUGUAACGAAUGUACUUUUAUAUUACCAUUGGAUAGAGCACGUAAAAUGACGAAUAGCUUGAUAGAAACAACAUCAUCAUCAUCAUCUUCGUCAUCGGGAAAUUCUCAAAAUGAAUUUUCUACGGCGAAAAAAUUACCGGUAAAAGCUUUACUGAGAUCACCAUCAGGUGCUGCAAUUCAAUCCGUUUUAGCAUUGGAUUUGGCCAACGAAACAUUUUUCAGAGUUUGCGAACAUUGUUAUAAACUUUUAGACGUUAGACAAAAAAUAAAAGAUGACAGCACUCAAAAGCCGAUCAUUUGUCAGUUUUAUGAAAAAAUGAGAGGAAGCGUAAACGAAGUUAAUUCUCAGCUUCCCAUGUACCUAAAAAUGUUUAAAUCUUUAAGUAUGGGAGAAACGAUAUAUAAUUUAUCGGAUGCGGAAAUGAUUCGUAUAAAAAUAUUAAAGGCAGCUGAAAAUAUUGAUAUGUUGAGUCAAAAAAUAGCCAUUUUGGGUCAGAAUAGCGAGAGUCCACCUAUGGAAAAUCAAUUAAUGUUACAAAAAGCAAUAAAUAAUGCGGCGACAUAUUAUUUAAAAGAAAAAAUCGUUUCGUUACCAUCUCUACCGAAAGAAGAGGAAAUAAAAGAAGCGCAAGAGCGACGAAGGUUAGAAAUUGCUAAAAGAAUCGAAGAAGAAAAUCGUAUAGAAUCAUCACUCGAAACCGUUGAUCAUCCUGUUGAAAAUAAAACGAAUAAAUCACUUCCGGUGACAAAAAGUCAAGGAGGAAAUACAUCGUACGGAUCUAAAGAAGUCGUGGUUGAAGAUGGUUGGACACCAAAAGUUUCACAAAGUGCAUUCGGUAUAAUAUCCGAUCAUCCAAUCAUUCAACAAAUUAACAUAAUUAAAGGUUACAUAAAACAAGCGGAAUCGGCAAAUAGAUUCGAAGAAGUAACCACAUUGCAACAAAAUCUUCGUGAUCUCGAAGAAGAAUUUUGGAGGCAAACGAAAGAAAAUUACCUUUAUAAAUAUUUUGCUAGUCUUUAUUGA